AUGAAAACCCUGCUCCUGGUCUUUGGUCUGGGCCUCAUUGCUGCCAUGCAGGCGCAGACCCUCCCAGCCGUGGAGGAGGAUCAGGAUGUCUCAGGCACAUGGUAUUUGAAGGCUGUGGCAUCAGAUAAGGGGAUUCCUGGGAAGAUGCUGGGGUCUGUGUCUGUGACCCCCAUGACUGUCAAGAUCCUGGAGGAGGGAAGCCUAGAAAUCAAGUUCACUGCCCGGAUCUCAGGUCAAUGCUGGAAGAUAACCACCGUCCUAGAGAAAACCGACGAGCCUGGCAAAUACACAGCCUAUGGGGGCAGGCAAGUGGUGCACAUCAUUAAGUCAGAUGUGGAGGACCACUACAUCCUCUAUGGUGUGGGCAAGCUGGCUGGGCAUCAGAUCCAAAUGGCAAAGCUUGUGGGCAGAGACCCGGAAAUCAACCAGGAAGCCCUGAAGGAUUUCAAGGAGUUUUCAGGAUUUACAGGACUCGACUCGGAGAAUAUGAUCAUCCCCCAGCAAAGAGGUCAAGGAGCUUAUGGCUCUGAAGCUGCCCUGGACACCGUUCUGAAUCUCUGUCCUGAGGACCAUGGAAAGAGCCCCUUUCUGUGA
This is a messenger RNA of Castor canadensis (American beaver), 594 nucleotides long. Lineage: Eukaryota; Metazoa; Chordata; Mammalia; Rodentia; Castoridae. The record is from RefSeq and is a predicted model, not a curated record.